AUGGUUUUAUCUGCCCCAGUUAUAGCCCUGGGGGCUACCUUAGGGACUGCAACUAGCAUCCUUGCCCUCUGCGGUCUCACCUGCUUCUGCAAAUGCAAGCAACCUGGGAAAGGACUCUCAGAAAAGGACCAAGAGGAGGACACGGAAAAUACUAAGCCCAGUGUGCUUCAGCCAGUCCAGCAAUUCAACGUUAAGAAAACUGCAGAGCCAGUCCAGCCUCGAGCACUGCUGAAGUUUCCCAACAUUUAUGGCCCCAAACCAGUAGUAACUUCACCUGAAAUUGUUAACUACACGCAGUACUCUCUGAAGACAACAGAAGAACCGGCUACUGGAAAACAUACUGGUUUGGAUGAGAACAGGAUGAAGAUACAAGUCAAUGAAGAGCUGUUUGUUCUCCCUCAAAACGGUGUGGUAAAGGACGUGUGUGUCACAGAACACUUGAACCCCGAGAGGGCAGCCAGCUGUAACCAGGCCCCUGAGCUGCGCUACUCCCUUGCGUAUGAUCAACAAAAAGCCGAGCUGUGUGUGGCCCUUCUGGAAGCUAUGCAUGGCAGAAUGAGUGGGGACCAAGACGCUAGCUGCCAUUGCUACAUACUGGGCACCCUGGUGAGCAAGUCUGGCAUUGCUGAGGCCCAGACAGAGCUGAAGAAGAAGGUACUUCACACCCUCUGGGAGGAGGUCCUGCGAUUCCCAUUAACUGAGGAGGAGAGGCCAGAGGGGACAUUGACUCUCACCCUGAGAAACUGCGACAAGUUCUCCAGACACAGCAUUGUGGGGGAACUCAAACUGAGCCUUGCUAACAUAGAGUCCUUUGGGAUAGCCCAGUGGGAAAGGCUAAAGACCCCAGAGAAGGAGCCAUCUACGGGCCACGGGGAAGUUCUGCUCUCUAUCAGCUACCUGCCAGCAGCUAACCGCCUGCUGGUGGUGAUUAUUAAGGCUAAAAAUCUCCAUUCCAAGCAGCUGAAAGACCUACUUGGCAAUGAUGUUUCUGUCAAGGUGACACUGAGGCAUCAGUCCUUGAAGCUGAAGAAGAAGCAGACCAAGCGUGCAAAACACAGGAUCAACCCUGUGUGGAAUGAGAUGAUCAUGUUUGAGGUGCCUCAUGAGCUCCUGCGUGCCUCCAGCGUGGAGCUGGAAAUGCUGAGCCAGGAUGGUGCUGGGCAGAGCUAUGUCCUUGGCAAGUGCAGCCUGGGCUUACACCUCAUGGGCACAGAGAGGAACCACUGGGAAGAAAUGCUGAGGAACCCCAGAAGACAGAUAGCCAUGUGGCACCAGCUCCAUACGUAGGCUCAUCAUGAUUUCUGCCACACAGAUUUCCACCAGGCCUUGGAGCCUGUGGGAAUAAGCUGCAUUUCACCUUCCACCUUCCCCUCCACAAAGCUGCUUGGCACAACAUUCUUCUUACACCACCUUCUAUGAUUUUCUUGCCUCAUCCUAGCCCAGGAAACUGUCUGGAAAAUGUAU
This is a messenger RNA of Leptosomus discolor (cuckoo roller), 1464 nucleotides long. RefSeq names its product synaptotagmin 13 (gene SYT13). Gene Ontology annotation, molecular function: SNARE binding; calcium ion binding; clathrin binding. Gene Ontology annotation, biological process: calcium ion-regulated exocytosis of neurotransmitter; synaptic vesicle endocytosis. Gene Ontology annotation, cellular component: exocytic vesicle; dense core granule; synaptic vesicle membrane. The record is from RefSeq and is a predicted model, not a curated record. NCBI's taxonomy places the organism in Eukaryota, Metazoa, Chordata, Aves, Leptosomiformes, Leptosomidae.